Messenger RNA from Dama dama (fallow deer), 4297 nucleotides. It is a transcript of the gene C30H13orf46, whose product is annotated as chromosome 30 C13orf46 homolog. The record is from RefSeq and is a predicted model, not a curated record. Lineage: Eukaryota; Metazoa; Chordata; Mammalia; Artiodactyla; Cervidae. Bases 2776 to 3759 code for a protein of 327 amino acids. The transcript has 5 exons.
AGUUCUGCUGAGGGCAGGAGGAAAGGGUGAGGACAGAGACCUGGCCCCUGUGGCCUGUGAAGGCAUCGAGUACUUUGGGAACACCUCUGGCUCUUGAGGUGGCGUGGAAAGUGUCUCGGGUUCAUAGUGAGGCUCCAGGGCAAGCCUCGAUUCCACUGUGGGAACCAGGGGCCUCACAGGGGCAGCGGGGAACCUGUGGGGCUGGAGCCGCCCACCAUACAUGGCACAAAUGAGACUCUUACAUUGUGAACUGUGCACAUUUGCAUCUUAUGUUGUCUGUUUCCCACUCCAGCGUGUUGCUAACCCCGCAAGCGGGCAGUGGUGUGCCCAAGGUGGGGAUGGGUGCUCGAAAUGCACUGGUGCUGACGUGGACCUGCCCCUCGAGGGUCAGCUACCCCGGGGCAGCAGGCCCUGAGCUCGUGGAGAGACGGGGAGCUGCCAGUCAUGGGUGGGACCCCUAGGUCGUGGUUCUGAGAAGGCCACGCCAGCAAGCGCCCUUUGCCAAGACCGUCAUUCAGGCCCAGGAAAAGAAACAGUGAACAGGAAUGCGACUGGCCGCUCAAGCCCUAGGAGUGCCAUUAAGAGGCCGUGGUGUAAAAAUACUUGUUUUCUCAGCUUAAAAAUCCAAAGCUGUGUCAGAGGAGGAGGUCACCGCACAGAGGCCACUCCAUCCCCCCACCCGCCAUCCAGCACGGCCGCUCUGUGUAGGGAUCUCAGGAGGGCUGAGUCCCUGAGAGGAGACCAACCCAUAGCCUGCUCAGAAGCACUGCAGGUGGCUGUGGGGUCUCCCAGUAACACUGGCCUCAGACCUUCCUGUCCAGCACCGCGUGGUUUCCCGAAGUUGGACGGCCGGGCGUGCCGAGCUGAGCCUCGUCCUGCCCUGUGCCCACCUGCCCCGAGGCUCCAGGCCCAGGAGGUCCCGGACAGUUCAGAGGGGCUGGAACACAGCGGGCCUUGCUGCCCACGUGGUCAAAUGGAACAAGACAUGGCCCCCCUGAGGGAGGGUCAGAGACCCACCCGGCCUUGACGCUCGCAUGCAGGGAUCACGGGGGAGGAGGCUGGUGCUGCCUGACCUGUGGCUGUCAAGACCACAGGGUCGCAGACAGGGGGGCGCCGCAGACAUACCAGCCGGAAGGUGCAGAAGCCGCUGGAAGCCGCAGAGCCGUGCCUGCACUCUGAGCGCCUCGCCUGGGACCCGCACCCUGGCAACAGGCUCGCCGCACAGAACCUGCCCCGGGGCCGCCGACCAGCCCCUGCAGGGCGUGUCCAGGAGGAGGAGGGCCGUUCGGAGGGUGGGCUCCGGGCCUCGGGCUGCUCCACGUGGCGGGACCCGCUGAGAUCCACGGGCCGGAGGAGGCUCUCCUGCUGUGAAGGGAGUGAGGGGCGCCCUCGCUGCAAGGCAGUGUCGGUGUGGUCGUGCAGAGGGUUCUGCAAUGUCAGCCCCUCACCACCUGGCCUGCCCACCCUACACGCUCAUCCCAGACCUAUGGGGGCGACUCAAGCUCAGACAGUGACCUGUGAGUGGUAUGAGGGUUGCUUAGAGCCCAGCUGAAGGGAGGCAGCAAAGGGGGGCUCUACCUCCAGGCCAACUCCCGACCCUCUGCGCCCCCUCCUGACGCUGCUCAUGGGGCCCAGGGGAGCAGCCCUCCCGUCUGCCUGGAGAUCAUUACAGACCCUGCAGACAUGCCCAGAACCUGCGUGAAUGCAGGAUCUUCCUUAGAAGGCAGACGGGGGACCCACCAACACGAGUGUUUCCCUUUCUGACAAUGCUGCGCUGGAGGAAAAGGCGGUUGCUCAUUCUGCGGCCGUGGCGGAGCAGAGAAGAACCAGCUCUUCCUGCUGAUGCUUCCUCUCCUGUCAGUCCACGCAAGAGGAGGGAGCUGUGGAGAGUAUGUGGGCCAGCCCAUGCACAGACACGUGUGCACACACUCACACACACAGGGAUAGGGUGCCAGCACACACGCAUGCACACACUUGCACACACAGGGACAUGUGUGCUGACAUACACGUGCACACGCCCGCACGCCCAGACAUGUGCCACACAGGCACACGCACCAGCACACACGUGUGCAAACUUGUACACCCACAGGCAUGUGCGCCAGCACAAAGGCACACACGUGUGCAAGCAGUCAGGGGCUGCUGAAGAUUUUCCAGAAGUCACCUUGGAGCACUGCCUGCAAACAGCGGCUCCUGACUGUCCGGGCCCUUCCUGCUGAGAGCAGUGGAGCUCUGAAACGACCUCUGAAGGCCUGCUGCGGCUGCACCCCUGGCCUUCAAGACUUUGUCUCCGGGUGGCCAGGGCCUGCCUGGGGACAGCACAGCACAGGUCAGCAGGCGCCCUGGAGCCUGUGCGGGUGCUGGAAACGGAGGAGGACACACAGCACCCAGUUCUUACCUGCAGGGGACUCAGCCCAGAGGCGGGGAAGGUCCACGAAUGACCCAGCCCGGGGCGUGGGUGCCGAGUACCAGGGAGGCCAGGCCUGGCAGAAAACUCCCCCCACGGAAGGUCACUUAACCCUGGGCAGGGGGCCCAGGUCCCCAUGAAGGACGACGCUGGAGGAUGUCAGGAGCCAGGGACACAGGCUCAGGGCUUUGGGAGGAACAGCGUGCGAGGUGGCAAGGGCCAGCGGAUGAAGUGGCACAGCUGGCAGGGCGCCCACAAGGGGCUGGCCCUGACCCCAUCCCUGGCGGUGCCCCAGCCCCGAGGCCUGCGAACUGAAAAGACCCUGAGUAGCCAGUCUGGCCACCAGAUUCUGUAGGAGACCCUCCAGAACCAUGGCCGCCAGAGGCGCCCUGCCGGGCGUCCUGCCGAGAGCGCUUCUUAAAGCUGGGAGCCUCCUAGACUGUGCCAGCUGCAGGACCAGGGCCCAGGAGUCCGAAGACCAGGGGAAGGACGUCAGGAGCGAAGCAGAAGAUGCCAGCUGCCAGGCCAGCCUGGAGGACAAGCAGGACGGGGCCCAGGAUGCCCGCGGGCAGGCGCCGGAGGACGCAAAGGUGGAGGAGGCCAGCACCCGCCGCGAGCAGCCGGCCGGAGGGGAGGGCGCAGACGAGUGCACCCCGGAGGCCAAGGAACAGGAGCCCGAGUCCAUCAAGCUAGACGACCUUCUGGAGAAAGAGAAACCAUCUGUGUUUGUGGACAUUGACCUGGGAGACCGUGCUGAGGAGGUAAAGCACCAGAGCCGAGAAAGCCGGGCCACCCACAGGGAGGCAGCAAGCUCGGGGCCCACAGCGGUCCCGGGAACGUGCCCGAGCAGGGUGUGCUGGCCGCUGAGGAGAGACAGGGCCUGGGGUUUGAGGGCUGGCCUGGGGACCAGAGGGCACCCGGGCCUCUUUCUCACUCCCUCACGCCAACCCACACGCGUUUCUGCACCACCAGCAACACCAGGGCCUGGGUCAACACUCGAGGUGCCUGGGGCCCUCGAGAACCUCUUGUGGGAUUGUGGUCCAAGCCAGGAGCUGGAAGAUUUAGUCUCCACAUGCAGGGAAGGCUCACACAAGUCACCAUGCCUUUCCAUGACUCAGUUUUAUCAUCUGCAAAAUGGGAAUCUUAAUACCUGCAGCCCAGCAUUGUUCUGUAGCACCCUCAGAACACUGCCUGGUGCCCAGAGAGCCCCUGUAUCAGGUACUAUCUUCCCCACCACCACCAUCGUCCCUGUCUCCACCAUCAUCAAGACUACCACCCCACUCACUGUCUCCAUCAGCAUCAGCCUCACCGCACCACCUCCAACACCACCACCAUUUCAGCACCACUCUCUGUAAAUGGAAGUGGUUGACCCAGUGGCCUGACUGGGUCUUUCCAACACAAAUAUUCUCUGUUUCUGUUGUAGUGAGUAGCCGUCUCUUUGGAAGCUUUCUCUAAUUCGCCCCUGCCUCGGGGCUGCUCCUUUCCAGGCGGUACUUCCUAGCUCUUUGCCCUCAGAACACGAUGCACGGUGAAGAGAGUCGGUGACUGGCUCACCCCAAGGUUACCGUGGCUCGAGAAGGUUCAGCCAGGGGCACAGCUGGGACUGAGGGACCAGGCCUUCUGACUUGCAUUCCAGGGUCAAGGGCAUGGCUCCUUGGUCUGGGUCCCCUAGCUAGAAAUCCCUGCCUGAUGGGGCCUGCUGCAUGGGAGGACGCUCAGGGCUGUCUCCAUGGCCCCAUCUUGUUCUCAGCGGGUCCAACAGGUCCAGCCUUGGUCCCUAAUGCCUCCCACCCCGUCCCCUCAACUGCUCCCGCCCCACAGGUGAUCACGUGCAUCACGAAAGAAGAGAAGCGGUCCCAGAAGGACAUGGGGGAUGUGUCAGAGGACGAGUGA